UGUUUGUAACCUCUCCAGAAUUCUGUAAUAAAACCGUUUGUUUCACUUCAGUCUGAUCUACUCGUCUCAUUUGUUUUGCAUCAACAAACACGCAGGACUGGUUUCGUCCACAAUAAUCAAAUGGAAAUUCUAGGGGUGGAGUCCACAUGGAUGUUAGACACCGCAAGCAACUUUCUCUUUCUUUAUUCAUGUGUAGAUCUCACUGUAAAACCACGGAGACAAUGGGAUUGCAGUAUUUGAUAUCACUGAUAUUCCUGGCUCAGCCUUUUCUUAUUCAGUCCGGUUUUCAACAGCAUCAGUCAAUACUUUGUGAUUAUGAAACCAAUGAAACAACAAUAGCAUGCCUUCAGGACGAUUCUUGCAGUUGGAAAGUUGACUUACUGACAUGUUCGACCUUACAAAUGUACUGCAUUGAAAAUGAUGUACUAAGAGCUGAGAGCUUCUGCAGCUCAAGUAAAGACUGUGGAUUCCAAGAAACGUUUCCAGACUAUUUAAAUGGUCUUUUAAACUGCAAAGUCACUAAAGUUAACAAUAAAUAUGGAAUUGAAUGUGUACUUGACGUGGCAUGUGGAAAUGAAAAGCAUGUCUGUGCGACUCCAAAAGCAUGCCACUGGAAUCCCAGUCAACAAUUUAUGGAUAUCAAUGAUGCAAGAUGUACUCUUAAGCAUGAUGUAAGCCAAUGUAUCAAAGCACACCCAAAAUGGAACUUGACGGAACAACUAAACUGCACAAUAACGCCUGCAGAGCAGAACAAUGGGUCAGAGAUUAGAGGUUACAGCCGUAUGGAAAAGGAUCAAUCAUGUGAUAACACAACAACAGACACACUAAAUCCUGGAUGUAUCUCAAGCAUCGCAAUCAAUGGGAUAUUAUUACUUGCUAUGUUUGUAGUGAUCUGCAUAAAACUCAAGAGAGCACAGAACAAUCAAAAUCAACCCCCUGGAGCAACUCAGCUUGAAGAGCUUCAAACUCUGCAGGGAGGUCAGAGCAACAGUACCCAAGCGAGAUCUGAUGUCUGAUCAGAGAUACAAAUUCAAAGAUAAACUGCAUUCCUUACUGUUUUGACAAAUGUGAAAUCUUUCCCUGAGAGUUCCAGAUAGAGUAGACCAGGUGUCACCACAUGUGAAGCUUGCAUGUAGAAAGUGACACUCUGCUCAUAAUAUUCUGUUCCCUGCCUUUUUUUUUGUUUUUCAGUAGUAAAAAAAAAUGGUUCAUAAAUAAAAACACAGCAUCGCCAACACUAAAUGGUAAAAUCACCACUGCAAAUGACUAGUUUUUUUUUAACAGCAAACUGCUAUUAUGCAAGAUAUAAUUUAUCUUUCAAUCAUAUAAAAUGAAAUUGAAAUGAGAUUUAUUCAUGCAUGUCUGUCUACUGAUUAAUGAUAUAUUGUGAUUCCGUGUCUUAUUCCUCCUUUUGUCUUGAUGAGGUUGUUUUAUGUCUUGUUUAAGGUGUGAUUGUGACUUCAUUUUAAUUUGUGAUUAUCAAAUGAAUAAAGUUCAAGUAAAUUAUU
Messenger RNA from Pygocentrus nattereri (red-bellied piranha), 1508 nucleotides. RefSeq lists its product as uncharacterized. Lineage: Eukaryota; Metazoa; Chordata; Actinopteri; Characiformes; Serrasalmidae. The transcript is spliced from 12 exons. Bases 147 to 1016 code for a protein of 289 amino acids. The record is from RefSeq and is a predicted model, not a curated record.